ACGUACGCGGACAUUGGCCUGUACCUGCGCCUCGCGUCGACGGCCUGCCUCGGUCUGCAGCUUAUCGACCUCGUGCUGCGCCUCUUUGGCCUCCAAGGCGCGCUGUGCAAGUCCUCGGCCAACAUGGCCGACCUCGCCGUCUACCUCUGCCUCUGCGCGUGCCUAGUCGCGCGGUACCGGUUUGCGGACAACUUGGCGACGGCUAAGAUCCUCAAGGACGGCUUCACCAACCAUUGGAAAGUCAAGACCAAGUACAAGCUCGACCAGAUCGAGAGCUACAUCGCGGUGGGCUACUGCAUGCUCGUGACGCUUCGCAUUCUGCUCAAGCCGGCCGCCCGCACGUACUCCAAGACGCUGCAUCGGUCGCCGAAACCGGACCGGAUCCUCAUCCAGUCGCUCCGCGCCUCGAUUCGCCUCUUGCCGCAAAUCACCGCCGCGGCGGUCGAGAGCAUGGAGAUGGAGCUGCGCAAGGUCUGCGGUGCCGAAGACGGCUGGAUGCUGCCCGAGGCCUUUAUGAUCUUUAUCGAACGCGCGUACAAGCACCGUCCGUCACGCAUGUCGACGACCGCGUUCCUCGAGCACUUUCAGCAAGUGCAGUUGGUCGAUCACCAAACAACGACUUAUGGCAUGCGCCACGUCAUGGCCUCGACGCUGCGCCACUGGGGCAAUCAAAAGCUGUUUCUGGUCUGCACGCUCUUUGUUGUGGGCGUCGCUGCCUCGAUUGUGCCCCUGCUCGCGUACCUCCUUCAGUACAUUACGGACCGCGCGUUUCCCUCCUACGUCGUCAAGAGCAUGACCCAGGACCUGAUCGACUACGCGUACGAAUCCGGGUUUCAGUCGCUCUUUAUCAAGACGUACUCGAAAAACGUCACAGCCUUCGACAACGGCACGGAAACCGAGCUCGAUUUUUACGACAAGGACGCGCUGGUCAUGGGUAUCCUUGGCCUCAUGGCCAUCUGCGUGCCCUUCAUCGCCGCCGACUACGCCAUGGGCUUUUUCCAGUCGAAACUCAUUUCGCGCGCGACUAAGCACCUCCAGACGUCGCUGCUGCGUGUGAUUUUGCAGCAGCCGUCGAGCUUCUUCCACGACCGGUCCGAAGGCGACCUCAACAACCUCUUCCAAGCCGACAUUGCGCGCGUCAACGCCAUGUGGCAAGCCGUGUUUUGGAACUUUCUCAACCCUGUCGUGUCGAUCUCGGUCGGGUUUGUCUACUUGAUGACGCUCGAGCCGAUCAUUGGCAGCUUGGCGUUUGCAUUUGCCAUCAUCAUUGUGACAUCCGGUCCGCAAGGCCGCGCCGGCAAACGAUCGCAGUACUUUGGGUCGCAGAACGCCCACGUCGCGGCCGAUGUCCAGAACGCGAUCGCGUGCAACAAGGUGGUCCACGCGUACGAGAUCCAGGCGCCGAUUCUGGCCAAGUUUGGCGCCAGCUUUGGAACGCUCCGGAGUGCGCAAUUCGCCAAAGACUUUUGGAGCGGCAUCGUCCAGAUCUACAUUGAGUCGGCCAUGUUUGUGUUUGUCAUGGUCAUGACCAUCUGCCUCGGCAUCAAGACGUACCGCGGCGACAUUACGUCGGGUGAGUUUUUCGCGUGCUUGACGCUGCUCAACCGCAUCUCGACGCCCGUGACGGUCCUCGGCGGCUUUAUGCGCGUGGCCAUUGGCAACGCGUCGAGUCUCCAGCGCCUCGACGAGAUCCUCGUCCAGGCGGACAAGACGGCCAAGCAGCUCCAGCAGUCGGACAUGACGCUGCCAGAGCUCCCCAAGAUGCAGCACGCACUCACUGUGGACCAUGUCUCGUUCAAGUACGACGCUGAGAGUCCGCACUGGAUCCUCAAGGACGUGACCGCGCUUUUUAAAAAGGGCGAGUACGCGUGCAUUGUGGGUCCGAGUGGCUGCGGCAAGAGCACGCUCCUCGGCUGCCUCAUGCAGUUUUACCCAAUCUCGGCCGGCGCGCUCCGCCUCGACGCGUACGACACGCAACAAUACUCGAAAGCGAGUCUGGCCGACCAGACCGCGGUCGUGUUCCAGGACGGCGGCGUUCUCAACGGCUCGAUCCUCGACAAUAUUGCGUAUGGCCGGGACGGGGCGACCCGUGAAGCGUGCUUGGAAGCGGCCAAGCUGGCCGAGUGCCACAUCUUUGUGGACGGUCUCAAGGACGGCUAUGACACGAUCAUUGGUCAGCACGCAGUCGUCAACCUCAGUGGCGGCCAGAUCCAGCGCAUCUGCCUUGCGCGCGCAUUGGUGCGUCAGCCGAGCCUGCUCUUGCUGGACGAAGCCACGAGCGCGCUGGACCCCGAGACCGAAGCCAGCAUUGUGCAGACGCUGGAGAAGCUUGUGCGCUCGUUGGACAUGACGAUUAUCUCGGUCACGCAUCGCAUUGCGACGACGCAGAACGCCGACGUCAUCUUUGUCAUGCAAGCCGGCGCGAUUGUCGAGCGGGGCACGUACAACGAGGUCGCGUUGCGUCUGCUCUUCAAGCCCAAGUCGGUCUUUGCAGAGCUUGCCAACUCGCGGCAGUCGCCGACGAACCGGUCGAUCCGGUUUGGCUCGCGUGCGACGAGUAGUAAGGACGACGUGUCGACGUCGGCCGCGCUCCUCCGCCUGACGCGCAACCUGGACAACCGCAGCCAACUCGAAGAGCGGGCACGCUCGCGCUCCGCCGUGAGCCGCAAUCGGUCGCAGAACGGCAGCACGCUUCGCAACACGAACCUCGAGACCACGGAUCGGUUGAGUGAAAAUAGCCGCGGGGGCUUUCUCAUCUUGUAGAGAGAGUGCGGUCGACGUGCCGAUAGACAAUCCUGUGCAACAUGAUGUUUUUAGAGACGCCA
Molecule: messenger RNA, 2825 nt
Organism: Saprolegnia parasitica CBS 223.65
Lineage: Eukaryota; Oomycota; Saprolegniomycetes; Saprolegniales; Saprolegniaceae
Exons: 15
Coding region: 124-2763 (879 amino acids)
Biological process (GO): transmembrane transport
Cellular component (GO): membrane
Molecular function (GO): ATP binding; ATP hydrolysis activity; ABC-type transporter activity
Source: RefSeq, a predicted model, not a curated record